GCCCUCUGGCGCACCGCGCCGGCGGGGAGGGCGCGGCCCCGCCUCUGAAGGUCGCCAGGGCGGCGCGGGAGGCAUCGGGGGCCGCCGAGGGCGCGACGCCCAGCUCGCGGGCUCUCCCGGCAUCCGCGGCCGCGGCAGCCGCGGCAGUGCCAGCGCUCGCGCAGGAGGCGCCCGAGACCGCCCCAGGCGAGACGCCCGGCUCGCGCCGGGCACGGCUGAGUCGACAGCGCCAGAGCUUGCAGGACGUUCUGGGCAAGCUCCGGCGGCCCGGGACCUCGCUGGCGGAGACGCAGCGGCGGCGCGGCAAGUGGAGCGGUGGCAGCCAUCGAGGGGGCCCGCCCGAGGGGGGCCUCGCGCCGGACCCUUGGGAGGAGCCCCACUUCGAGGCGUUGUCCGAGUUCGGGGGCCUGGCGCCGGCGCGCGGCCACGCCUCUCGCAACGCGGACACUUUGGACGCGCGGGAACAGCGGCGUCAGGAAGACGCUGCGCGCAGGGCCGGCUUGAGGAACGCGGCCGCGGCGGUCGCCUCGGGGCCUGCGCUCCAAAGUGUCAUGGGCCAGGUCGAGGCCCUAGGGCGCCAGUCUGCCUGGGCUCGCCGGCUGCUGCGGGGAGACCCGCGCGCCCGCCGCCGUCUCAAAGCAGCCGCGGCAACGCUGCGGGCGAAGGUGGCCCGCGCGCUCGCAGUCGAGCCCGGCGGCGAGCUCCGCCACCAUCCAGCCUCGAACUUGCGGUUCCGCUUGGCGCAGCAAGUCAUAUCGCUCGCCGAGGGGCCCGAUCGGGCGGUCGGGAGGUGGCUGGAAGAGGGCGCCCCCAUGGGCAUAUCCCGCGCAGCGGUGCCAGGCGGACUGUUCCCGCUGGCCGAUUCCAGCAGCACCUUGGAGCCCGGCGCCCUGGGCAUUGGUGACUACGCGUUCUCGGCCAACCACCCGUCUUUCGGCGACAAGCACGGGGGGGCGGAGGCGCCGCCCUUGGACCUGAUUCGCGGCUACCUUAAGUCGGGCUACUGUGAGACCUACGACACGGCGGCGGCAGCCCGGGCCAAGUUCGGGCGCGUCUUCCCCGCGCCGCUCGGCAACGUCCGGCGCCAGAAGCGGGACGGGACAUUCAAGAACAGGGUCAUACAGGACCUCGAGGCCAACGGGGUGAAGCGGGCGUCCACGACGCGCGAGCGCGUCGUGCUACCGAGGGGGGUCGAUCACGCGGUCGACCUCGCCUCGCUAGGGCAGAACGUAGGGGCGCCCGCUCGGGUUCAUCGGGUCGGCGCCCUCGUGCUCGACUUCCUCGACGUCUUCAUGAGCAUCCCGUUGCACGAGGACGAAAGGCGUCUCAACGUCGCGAUCCUCGAGCUCUACGUCGACGACUCAGCGAUCACCCUCGUGGGCUCCGACGAGGGCAUUCGCUGCAACUUGAUCCUCGGGUGGUGGCUCGCCCUCGGCCUGGGGCUGGCAUGGAGGAGAGGAACUUUCACCUUGGGCGCCCAUGUCUGGAUCGGCAUCGAUUUCGAGUUGCGCGCCGCCGUAGCCUACAUGACCCUGCCGCCGGAGUUUUUGAAGGCGACGGCCGACAUCAUGGAUGCGUUCUGCGGGGGGUCCGGCACGGCCCCCCGCAGCGCGGCGCGCGCGGCCGCGGGCAAGGUGUCGCGCAUUGCACAGGUCGUGCCAGAGGCAUGCCCCUUCGCAGCAUCAUUCUGGGCGGCCUUGAUGGCUGCCGAGCAGGCAGCGGCGUCGGCGCGGCCAGAGGCGCCGCCAGGGCGCGUCGCGAUUCGCCGAUUCACUGCUGCCGCGGCGUGGGCGCGGGCGCUCAUCAGAGGCGCCGUUCUCCCCCUCGCCCGCGAGAAGGGCGCCCCGCGCGAACGCCUCGCGUUCACGUGGCCGGACAAGCUCCUCCAGCGGUUCAGCGCCGAGAUCUGCAAUUCCAAGUGGCAGACCUUGUGGGAGUACGUCGCCCUGCUGGCCACCCUGUUGGCGCGGGGCACGCCGUUCGCAGUCGGGCAGGUCCUCGCCGUCAAGGGGGGCAAUCUCUCGGCGCUCGCGGGCGCAGUCUAUCACCGAGGACGUCGAGACCUGAAUGCCGUGACCAGGGAGCUUUCGCGGAGGAAGGCUACCUUCCGGUGGACGCACACGGUCUCGCAUCUACCGUCAGAGGCCAACGAGCUAGCGGACGCCCCCGCCCCCAGCCCCUUUUCCACCGGC
Molecule: messenger RNA, 2192 nt
Organism: Prorocentrum cordatum
Lineage: Eukaryota; Dinophyceae; Prorocentrales; Prorocentraceae
Source: the annotation of a GenBank genome assembly